Messenger RNA from Protopolystoma xenopodis, 476 nucleotides. The record is from the annotation of a GenBank genome assembly. Lineage: Eukaryota; Metazoa; Platyhelminthes; Monogenea; Polystomatidea; Polystomatidae.
UGGAUAUUCGGCACCGUCUUCCUUAUGCUUUAUUGCCUCUACUCCUCUCCACUGCGCAAUCUGGCCUUUCUUUGCCCGCUCAAUCACCUUGUCUUCCGGAGGCUGUAGUUGCCGGACAGCUCUGGAUGCGCAGUGUCCUGGCCAACCCUGCAGCAAUUGGUCUGACUAACCAGCAUGCAGGGGACAUUAAACAGAUGCAACUGACACCGGUGGAGACGGGCCAACAGCAGCGACAGAAGCCACUAUCACAACAACCGCAGCAACAACGGAAGCAGACUCAGAAGCAACAAACACAGCUAAAACAACCAGUUUGCAAAGACAGCUCUAAACCAAAAGAACGCAGUCAACUUCCAAUCCCAGACUCCCAUUCUUCUGUUAUCGAGAGCAAAAGCCUGACUGCUUCAUUGACAUCAGAUGCCAAUGUAGACGCUACAGUGUGCACUACUUGUCCCCUUCUUCUAGCGAUGGGGCAUUCC